AAAUGGUUAUAGCACUGGUGGUUGUCAUCCUUCUCCUCAUCAUAAUCAGACCUGCACUCUCCCACCUGGUAUCAAGGCCUGUGAAUACAAGAGGAGACAAAAGCAGUUUAAGAGAUUCUGCAUGGCAUUAUGAGAAUCCUGGAUACCAGGAGCUGACGGCGGUAGUCACUGAGGUUUCUGCCCCAAAUCUGGAAGGUCCAACGGACAUCUCAGGCUGCGGUGAUCUGGUGUGGGUCCAGGAGCCUGAGGUGCACCGCAAGGCUGACAGCAUUGCUGGUAAAUACGGUGUCUGGAUGCAAGACCCAGAAGCUAAAGAAACGUAUGGUCCAGAGAUGGUAUGGCGCAUUGAUGCCGUAGGGUCUGAAGUUCGUCAACUCUUCGGGUAUGAAAACAUUGACCAGCUGUCACGGGGCUUUCCCACUAAAGUCCUCCUCUUGCCAGAAUCUAUGGAGAGCACGGGUGCCACAAUGUACAGAGGCUCCUUGUACUACCAACGAAGGCUCAGCCGCACCCUUCUAAGAUACGAUCUACAAUCGGAGAGCAUUGCUGCCCGCCGUGAUCUUCCCCAUGCUGGCUUUCAUGGUCAGUUCCCCUACUCCUGGGGAGGCUACACAGACAUUGACCUGGCAGUAGAUGAGAAUGGUCUAUGGGCCAUAUACAGCACCAACAAAGCCAAGGGUGCUAUUAUGAUCUCCCAGCUGGACCCUCACAACCUGGAGGUGAAGGGCACCUGGGAGACUAAAAUCCGCAAGACAUCCGUGGCCAAUGCUUUUAUGAUCUGUGGCAAUCUGUAUACAGUAGCUAGUUACACCUCACCAAACACCACCAUAAAUUACAUGUAUGACACUGCAACCAGCCAGGAUAAAACAAUCUCAGUGCCGUUCAAAAACCGCUAUCGCUACAACAGCAUGGUAGACUAUAACCCAGCACAGAGAAAGCUAUAUGCUUGGGAUAACUAUUACAUGGUAUCUUAUAAUGUGAGACUAGGCAAGCAGGAGUAAAGUGAAGACCUCAGCAUAAAUUUCCAUAUCACCCAGCUUAUAGACUCGUUUUGUAAUGUUGUAAUAUUAACAUCCAGAGGGACAGCUAUUGUUGGAUUUACUGGAAUUCAACUGGACAAGAAUCAAGUAUAAGUAUGCUGAUGACAUUAAUAAUAGCACCAGCAGUAGGUGUGUGUGUGUAUAUAUAUAUUUGUAAUGAAUACAGCAAAUAACAUUUUCCUGAUAAUAUUCAAGCACAAUGACUUCUAUAUAAGCUGCUAUUUUCAAGACAACAGUUAAAGACAGUAAGCAUUGCACAUCUUCACAUUAAUAAUUUAUAUUUUUGCAUCAGUCCAUGAUCAAUGCUAUAAAAUAUAUUCCUUUGACUAACAAAUUCCAAAAUAGAUAAAUUAUCUAAUCAUGAUAUCAGGUUUUUAAUAAAUUGAGGCUAUUUAUGUCCUCUGUGAUUUUGUCCACUUAACAUGUUAAUAGAGAAAUUAUUUUUCUACCUUUUUAAGUAACGUCUCUUCUUUUUUUUUUUUUGUUUACGGCACUGAAUAAAUUCAAGGAAGGGGGAAAAUAUAAUGGCAUACAAUUCAUUACAGUAAGCCUGCCUCUUGAUUGAUACAUUGUACAGAGUUGUGUACGUGCUCUAAUCCUUACGUAAUUAUGCUAUCGUAACUCUGUAUAAGUUAAAUAUUUUCAGUUUUCUCUUUUGAAUUUGCCUCAAGACUUGUGUGCAGCUUGAGAUGUUAAGAUUGGAAUCUUGUGGCUAUGGAAGUGUAUUAACUUAUAUGAAAAUAAAGAUUUAAAAAA
Sinocyclocheilus grahami is the source of this 1796-nucleotide messenger RNA. Its product is annotated as myocilin-like. Gene Ontology annotation, cellular component: Golgi apparatus. The record is from RefSeq and is a predicted model, not a curated record. Bases 3 to 1001 code for a protein of 332 amino acids. Lineage: Eukaryota; Metazoa; Chordata; Actinopteri; Cypriniformes; Cyprinidae. The transcript is spliced from 4 exons. Gene Ontology annotation, biological process: osteoblast differentiation; signal transduction.